AUGAAUGCCCUUUCGGCCACCAAUCGCAACUUCCGUCAAGCGGCUCGCAUUCUCGGGCUCGACUCCAAGAUUGAGAAGAGCCUUUUGAUCCCAUUUAGAGAGAUUAAGGUGGAGUGCACAAUUCCUAAAGAUGAUGGAACACUGGCGUCUUAUGUUGGAUUUAGAGUGCAACAUGACAAUGCUCGUGGUCCCAUGAAGGGAGGAAUUAGAUACCAUCCCGAGGUUGACCCUGAUGAGGUAAAUGCUCUUGCCCAACUGAUGACUUGGAAGACUGCUGUAGCCGACAUUCCAUAUGGUGGAGCUAAGGGUGGCAUAGGAUGUAAUCCAAAAGAUUUAAGCAAGAGUGAGUUGGAACGCCUUACCCGUGUCUUUACACAGAAGAUUCACGAUCUUAUAGGAAUUCAUACUGAUGUACCGGCACCUGACAUGGGAACCAAUGCUCAGACUAUGGCAUGGAUUUUGGACGAGUACUCAAAAUUUCAUGGUCACUCGCCUGCUAUUGUGACAGGAAAACCAAUUGAUCUUGGCGGUUCACUAGGCAGGGAGGCCGCAACUGGCCGUGGUGUCGUAUAUGCCACAGAAGCAUUACUCGCCGAGCAUGGCAAGUCAAUAAAAGAUUUAACAUUUUCCAUUCAGGGGUUUGGAAAUGUUGGAUCGUGGGCUGCAAUGCUCAUACACGAGAAAGGUGGUAAGGUUGUAGCUGUGAGUGACAUAACCGGAGCAGUGAAGAAUCCUAAUGGACUUGAUAUACCAGCUUUGCUUCAGCACAAGGAGAAAACUGGAAGGCUAACUGAUUUCGAAGGUGGUGAUGCAAUGGAUUCUGAUGAAGUUCUCGUUCAUGAAUGUGAUGUUCUCAUACCAUGCGCUCUAGGUGGAGUUUUGAACAGAGAAAAUGCUGGAAACGUCAGGGCCAAGUACAUCAUAGAAGCAGCAAAUCAUCCGACUGACCCCGAAGCUGAUGAGAUAUUGUCCAAGAAAGGAGUUAUAAUACUCCCUGACAUAUAUGCAAAUGCAGGAGGAGUGACAGUAAGCUAUUUCGAGUGGGUUCAGAACAUUCAAGGUUUUAUGUGGGAUGAAGAGAAGGUGAAUCGGGAACUUAAGAAAUACAUGACAAGAGCCUUCCAUAACCUCAAGAAUAUGUGUCAGUCUCACGAUUGCAACCUUCGCAUGGGAGCCUUCACUCUGGGUGUGAAUCGUGUUGCUCGUGCCACAUUAUUGAGGGGUUGGGAAGCCUAG
Messenger RNA from Fraxinus pennsylvanica, 1236 nucleotides. The record is from the annotation of a GenBank genome assembly. NCBI's taxonomy places the organism in Eukaryota, Viridiplantae, Streptophyta, Magnoliopsida, Lamiales, Oleaceae.